This is a messenger RNA of Geodia barretti, 638 nucleotides long. Lineage: Eukaryota; Metazoa; Porifera; Demospongiae; Tetractinellida; Geodiidae. The record is from the annotation of a GenBank genome assembly.
UGCUGCAGUUGCUAACUGUAUGUAGUGGCAAGAAAGGUCUGAAUGUUUGUCACAUUUUACUGCAACGUUCAACAGUUGCACUCAGUAGUAUGAAAUGUAGUACUCCCAUUGUGAGAGAAGGUUUACUGUAGUUUUAAGUCAAAAGAAUGUGUUGCAAACCAAACCACUCACCUUUGCACAAAAGUAGGUGGAAUAAUGCCUCAAGUUUCCCCACAACCCACUAUUCUCAUUACCUCCUCCUCCACCCAGGGUCUUGGAGUUCCAUUCAACAUCGCCAACUACUCUCUACUGACAUACAUGAUAGCUCACGUCUGCAACCUCAAGCCGGGAGACUUUGUACAUACUCUAGGAGAUGCACAUGUCUACCUCAACCACAUCCAACCUCUCAAUAUACAGCUGCAGCGGAGCCCGAGACCAUUCCCGAGACUGGAACUGAGAAGACAGGUCUCCGACAUCGACAAGUUUGUUUACGCUGACAUCAUUCUCCAUGACUACCUUCCUCACCCCUAGAUACACAUGGACAUGGCUGUCUAGCAUCUUUUAUUCCCUUUCCAUGUUAAUAAGUACUGUAUUACCUUCAGCGAAUAAUUACACAGGAAAUGUCAUUUACAACCGCUAAGUGGUCAUGCAUAAUCUCA